Dichotomopilus funicola is the source of this 4032-nucleotide messenger RNA. RefSeq names its product P-loop containing nucleoside triphosphate hydrolase protein. Gene Ontology annotation, biological process: positive regulation of transcription by RNA polymerase I. Gene Ontology annotation, molecular function: ATP binding; helicase activity; double-stranded RNA binding. The record is from RefSeq and is a predicted model, not a curated record. The coding region runs from base 1 to 4032 and encodes 1343 amino acids. Lineage: Eukaryota; Fungi; Ascomycota; Sordariomycetes; Sordariales; Chaetomiaceae. Gene Ontology annotation, cellular component: intracellular anatomical structure; nucleolus. The transcript has 5 exons.
AUGGCGGUGUACCGUUCGACGCCGCCAGGCCCGCCUGGCGAUCUCGACCCACCCAAUCGACCCUGCCAAUUGCAUCAAAGAGGGAGUAACGACACGACAUAUUGGCCGACAGAGAAAAAACAAAAUCGGUUGAGGGGUGGAGACAAGGAAGAUCACGUGGACGGGUGGGACGAGGAAGACGAGGAAGACGACGAGGCCGAGGAAGAGCAAGUAAAGCAGAAAAAGAGAGUAAAAUGGCGGUUCUGGGCGGAGAAAAGGAGGGCAGGGGCCGAAAAGAAAUGGUCUGAGAAGGAGAAGGACGAAAAAGAGAAAGCCGAAGAAGCGGGAGAGAAAGAGAAGGCCGAGGACGCCGGAGGGAAAGAGGAGGAGCAGACAAACCGGAAAAGGAGGCUAAGAUCGCGGUUACGGGGGAUGAAGAAGAAGGAUGAGGUGGAAAAGAAGGGAACGGAGAAGGAGAAGCAUGACGACGAUGAGCGAGAGGAAGCAAACACCAAGAAGUGCUGCAUCAUGGGCAGGUUCGGCGGACUUUUCAAAAAGUCCGAAAAGGGGAAGCCUGAGGAGAAUCCGUACGCUCAACAAUCGCAACCGACGAAUGGCCAGAACCAGUCCUCCCCUUCGAUCCAGUCCUCUGAGUAUCCCGGGCCUUCUCAGGCGUCUCACUACCGCCAGGAACCGUCGCACUCACAGUACGCCCAAUACAAUACCGCUCAGUUCAACGACAACCAGAGCAUUUCGAGCGUCUCCCAGUCGUCCGGCCUCCCGAGCGGCCCCCGCCCCAAUGGCGGUUAUCAGAAUCGAGUAGGAACGUUCUCGACGGUCUCGGCCGACAAGUCACCGCCGCCGCAAUACUCGCCGCAUUCGUCCUCUCAGUACUCACCCUACCCCGGAAAAGAUUUACCAUCAACUGCGGCCACGACCCCGCAAACGUCCGCCGACCCUAGUCUGGCGGUGGGCGGUGGUGGAUUCCCGAAGGAGAAGUUUGGCGCUACGGGUGGUGUUGGCAGGGCCAGGUUCGAGCCCGCGGAGACGACUUUCGAGAAUGGGUCGCGACUCGCCUCGCAACAACAGAGUCAAGGCGGUUACGGAAGUUUGGGGGGAUCAGCUGGCUUAGGCUUGUCUGAAGGCUACGGCGGCUCGACCAAGCAACCUCAGUAUGCGGGUCCUGGACAGGACCAGUUGCAAGACCCGCAAGCGGAAUAUGGCGAGUCUUCACAGGCUAUGACUGAGGAAGAAGACAUACAAUGGAAAAAGCAGCAAAUAGCGCAAGAAAAUGCCGGGGCCGUACAGGCUGGGGCGCGGGCUCUGAUGGGAGUGCAGAGAUUUGUGCAGCAAACCUACGAGGUGACCGAACAGGGCUUCAGGCAAGGAGAGAUGAUGCAUCAAGCUCAUAAAAACUCCAAGGCUGCUGGAGUGGAACUUGCAAAGACUGGAGGCAACCUCACGGAUCUCCACAACGCACAGAGCAUGCUGAAGUUCGCCAGCAAUGGUAAAGGCGCGAUUGAAUCGCGCCAACGACAGCAUAUGGGUUAUGACCGGGACCAUAUGAUUAAAACGGAGGAGAUGGAUCGGAAGUUCGCAAAAUCCCGUGAGCAAUUGACUAACCUAGGUAAAGAGUAUGGCUCUGGGCCCCAGCUUCUCGGAACAGCGGGGGCGGGUGGUAAGGGGGAUGUUUAUGCGUUUGAGGACAUGGAAUUUGAAGAUGAUGAUGGCACUCAGCGGGAAGCCAGCCGGACGAUCCAGGGGCAAAAGAACGAAAUUUUAACCGGCCUAAGGGGAGCCAGGGCACAUCUCGAGGUCCUAGGCGGCGAGCUCAAGAGGCAGAACGUCGAGAUUGCUGAAAUGCAAGAGGAUCCCACCGACUUGGAUACCUCGCCGGCGUCGACACCGACUGAAUUGAAUCACAUCAAGGGAGAUUUGCACUCCGCGGCACCGCUGCCCAGCAGGCCUCCCUCUGGUGACCCGUCAUAUUUUGCGGCAAGAGAAACUCUCCCGCUUUGGUCACGACAGGAUGAGAUCCGCCGCAUCCUCCAACUAAAUGAAGUCCUGCUUCUCGUGGGGGAGACAGGGUCUGGAAAAAGUACACAGGUACCGCAGUUUCUGUACCAGGAGAAAUGGUGUCAAAAGAGGAAAGUAAAGGUUAAGGAUGGCGAGCACACCAAAGAAAUCAACGUUGGAGGAAUGAUCGCGAUCACACAACCAAGAAGGGUCGCAGCAACGACACUCGCCCAUCGCGUCUCACGUGAAGCAGGUACCCCUCUUGACGCGCAAAUCCAAAGAUGGCAUAACAAUCAGCCAGUUUCAAAGGGCUUGGUGGGCUACUCGGUUCGAUUCGACCACAAAGUCCCACCUGGGACGCGGAUCAAGUAUUUGACCGAAGGAAUGCUGCUUCAAGAGCUCCUCCGCGAUCCGGGGCUGAGGCAAUACAGUGCCAUCAUUGUUGACGAAAUCCACGAGCGGAGCGUUGAUGUCGACCUCCUCUCCGGUUUCCUUAAGCAAAUUGUUUCUGGGGACAAGGCUAGCCGCGGGGGCAUUCCACUCAGAGUUGUGGUCAUGAGUGCGACUGCCAACGUCGACAAGAUCAAGCAAUUCUUCUCUAAGGCUGAACCCGAAACGACGAGCACCGCUUCCACCACACCUACUUUCUCGAACAGCUCAGUCCAGUACCUCCAAAUUGAUGGCCGGCAAUUCCCCGUGGAUCUUGUGCACACCCCUAAACCCGUUCCGGACAUCCAAGAAGCGCUUCUCAAACAAAUAUUUAAGCUGCACACCGAAGAGGCUUUGUCAGAUAAGCACGGCAGGAAAGACAUCCUAGCAUUCCUGACCGGUCAAGAGGAAAUCGAAUCCGCUCAGAAGCUGAUUGAAGAAUACGCGUCGACGCUUGGGCCGAAGCUCCCUGGCUUGAAGGUAUUUCCCCUGUUCGGCCAGCUCUCCAUGGAAGCGCAACAUCAAGCUUUCCAACCGAUCAAGGGUGGACGGACAAGAAAGAUUGUUCUCGCGACCAACAUUGCCGAGACUUCAGUCACCGUGCCGGGCGUGCGAUAUGUCAUCGACUGCGGAAAGUCCAAGGUGAAGCAAUUCCGUCCACGCUUGGGCAUGGAAUCGCUCCUCGCGAAGCCCAUAUCAAAGUCGUCUGCCAUUCAAAGAGCUGGGCGAGCAGGGCGUGAAGGUCCUGGAAAGUGCUUCAGGCUGUACACAGAGGAAACUUACGAUACCUUGUACGAGACAGACCUUCCCGAGAUCCUCAGAACCGACAUACUCGGCGCCACUUUGACAAUGAAGGCCAGGGGCAUUGCCGACGUCCUGUCUUUCCCCCUAAUGGACGCGCCCAGUGUCGAAUCCGUGGAGAAGGCACUUUUGCACCUUCAUAUUCUUGGCGCUAUCGGUGAUGAUGGUUCCAUCACAGAAACGGGGCGCAAGAUGGUAUCUUUCCCGGUCACUCCGCCCUUCGCCCGUGUCAUUCUUGCCGCAGCAGAUCCGAAGUUCGAUUGUUUGCUAGAGGUGAUUGAUAUCAUCGCGUGCAUCACGUCUGGCGAGGACAUCUUUCUUCAGCUGCGUACAGAAGAGGCGAAAGAGGAAGCGGAAGAUUACCGAAAAGAACUUUAUCGCCGCGAAGGUGAUCUCCUUACGUACCUCACCACAAUGCAGCUGUACGCGGCGGAGAACGCAGACCGAGUGAAAUGGUGCAAGGACCGGAAGAUGAAUGUCAGAAAUAUGAAGCAAGCGAUGAACAUUCGCAAACAGCUUCGCGGUUUGUGUGUCCGCCUGGGCAUGAUAGAACCUCCGCCAGCUGAUCCUCAGCCCUUCACGCCGGUAUCACCAGAGCUUGCCGUCGCCAUUCUCAAAUGCUUUUUAAGCGGGUUUUCGCUCAAAACGGCGAUUCUAGCGCCAGAUAACAGUUACGUCACGGCCCAUGGGAAACAUGUGGUGGCGAUACACCCGUCAAGCGUUUUGCACGGCCAGAAGAAGGAAGCAAUCAUGUUCUUAGAACAUGUCAUCAUCCAGGCGGUGUGGAUAGCCGAGGCUUUAGAAUAA